AUGGACUCCAACGUUAUUCUCGUUCUAGGUGCCACUGGCCAAUCUGGGCUUGCCUUCAUUGAAGAGACACUGCAGCUAGCCGACCCCCCGAAACUGGUACUAUAUGUCCGCAAUAAGGCCAAAGUUCCAGAAACUGCGAUCCAGAGUGCAGAAGUGUGUGUUGUAUCAGGAGAUCUCGCAGACUAUGAGACUCUCAGCUCCGCUAUGCAACAACACUCAGUCACUACUGUAGUUUCCUUUCUUGGAGCAUACGUGUCAGCAUCAGCGGUGAUCACAAGAGCGAAACCAACGCCGAUCGCCGACAGUUUCCCAGUCAUAAUUGACGCCAUGAAGAAAUCGGGGGUGCGUCAUCUCAUGGCUCUUUCCACGCCAUCUUAUUGGGUGGAGGGUCAGGAUGUUUCCACCUGGAGGCUGACAAUGUAUGGGUUGAUGCCGGUCAUCUUUGCUCCCCAAGGCAACGCGGAGAUGGUGAAAAUUGCUCAAGAGGUGGUCUCUAAAGGGGAUAGCUUAGAUUGGACCAUCUUUCGCAUCCCUCACCUCACGAACGAAGCUCCAGAUCUACCGGUCUGGGCGGACUAUGCAGGACCGUCUCACAAGGGGUCACUUAGUCUAUCCAGGGGGAGCUUAGCCCGCUGGGUUUUGACAGAAAUCAAGGGGAGGAAAUGGACAAAAGGCGCACCAUUACUUGGGAACAUUUAA
This is a messenger RNA of Clonostachys rhizophaga, 699 nucleotides long. NCBI's taxonomy places the organism in Eukaryota, Fungi, Ascomycota, Sordariomycetes, Hypocreales, Bionectriaceae. The record is from the annotation of a GenBank genome assembly.